CCCACAAAAUGGCGGACGGUCCAAACCCUUUCGAAGAUGAUCUAAUAGAAAAUGAAUUUGAAAGUCCAGAAAAAGAAAAAUUUCUGAAGACAGAACACCGCGAGUCAACGGAUGUAACAUGGGACUCUAUCGCAUCAAAGUUAUUAAAGGACAAUUAUAUACUAACUGCUUUAGAAUUGCACACUGAAUUGGUAGAAACAGGCAGGGAAUUGCCUCGCCUCAGAGAUUAUUUCUCUAAUCCUGGAAAUUUUGAAAGAACGAAGGAUGACAGUCCAUCACCAACACUCCCCCGUACUUCCAGUGUCCAAACAUUUGAUUCUCUGGAUUUUGCAAGAUAUUCUGAUGAUGGUGAGAGACAAGUGGAUGAAAGAGUGGCAGUUUUGGAAUUUGAAUUACGAAAAGCUCACGAAACCGUUCGAUCUCUGAGAGCAACUUUAACUAUGGAGGCUGAAAAGGAAAUGACAACUCCAGAAUUUACAGACACAAGUCAAGGGAUGGCUACAGAUGAUGUGAUGAGGCCAAUGGAAAGUCGAGCCCUUAAUUUUCUUGUUAAUGAAUAUCUCUUGCUCAAUAAUUAUAAGCUCACAUCAGUUACUUUCUCAGAAGAGAAUGAACAACAGGAUUUUGAAGAUUGGGAUGACGUAGGAUUAAAUGUAGCUAGACCACCUGAUUUACUGUCUUUAUUCCGUGAUUUUGGUAAUCAUGUUAUGCCUAUUAAAGAAACACAUAAUGUAUCAUGUGAAACUGAUAUUAUUGAUGAACAUUUAGAAGAAAUGGAGAUGGAUUGGACGGAUACAAAAAAACAACUUGAACAUAGAAUAAGUGAUUUAGACGAAGAACUUCAGCUAUAUAUGCAAGAAAGAGAUGUUUUAGCUGAACAAGUGAAAAUACUCAAAAUUGGGCCGAAUAGAAACAUUCCCAACCAUUCCACACCUCUUGCUGUAAAACAAGAUCGCUCAGAAUCCGUCACCAGCUCCAUCAGUUUCUCUAAUAUAUCUGAGACUGCAACCAUUACAGAUUCAGAGGCUAGUUAUCAACCAAUCACAGAUAGCGAAGCAACUUCUCCUCAAAGUGAUGUCAAUGGUGCAGAUGAGGAUAUUACCAUAGUUACCAAUGGAAAUAUGGAUGAUAGUUUACGAUUGGAUGAUGAUUUUAAAACAGAUGUUGUUGAUGAUGCAGGAGGGGGUCAUAGUAUCUUAGAGGAUAGAACAGUUGUUGAUAAUUCUCAUGAUAGGAAAAUGACAGCUACUUUCAGACAGGCAUUACAAGAAGUUGCAUUCCAUGUUUCACAUGAUAAUAGAAUAGCUGCAGAAGUGUCAAAGAUUGGUCAUUCUGGUGGAGAAAGUGUGGUAACAAUGUUAGGAAGAUGUCUACCUCAUAUUGUUCCAAAUGUUUUACUAGCAAAAAGAGAGGAAUUAAUUCCAUUGAUAAUCUGUACUGCCAUGUUGCAUCCUGAUUCCAAAGAAAGAGAUCAAUUAUUAAAUAUUUUAUUCAAUCUUAUUAAAAAACCAGAUGAAGAUCAAAGACAAAUGAUUUUAACUGGGUGUAUAGCCUUUGCAGAACAUGUGGGUCCAACAAGAUUGGAAGCAGAGUUACUACCACAGUGUUGGGAACAGAUUAAUCAUAAGUAUGUAGAAAGAAGAUUACUUGUAGCUGAAGCUUGUGGUGCUUUAUCUUCUUAUUUGCCGAGUGAGAUACGAAGUUCAUUAUUAUUAUCAAUGUUAACACAGAUGUUACAUGAAGAUAAAGAUGAAGAUGUACGAGAAUCAGUUGUUCGUAGUUUAGGUUUAUUAAUAGGUUUUAUCUGUGAUAAUGAUAAAUACAGCCAGGGUUUUGAAUUAUUACACAAGUCGUUAAAAGAUGGAUCUGAGAAAGUUUUAUCAGCAGCUCUACAUGUUUUACUUCCAUCAUUUGCUACCUGGUCAUAUGAACUGGGUAAACUAGAACAUCAUCUACUACAUACUAUACUACGAGAACUUGAGGACAUAGAAGGUUGUUUAUCAUGCUGUACUAACAAAUAUAGCAGUAAUAAUCCUGGAAUUAUAGCAGCACAAAGAUCUUCAACCUAUACCAAUCUUCCAUUAGAUGAACAUAGAUUUCUACUUUUACUUUCACAAUUACAAGAACUGGUUCCAUUCCUUUUUCUCUCCGUCCUAGAAACAGGUCCUUAUUGUGACAGUUUGGCAACAGUUGAACAUAAUCAGGAAUUAGAUGUAUGCAGAUUUCCUGAUGCAAGUUGUCGUUUAUCAGAUAUAUUUAUUAUUAUUGGUGAUGAUAGACAUCUGUCAAAUCUAGUAUAUCUGUAUGAAGAUUAUAUAUCUCAGGAAUGGUUUGAAUCAUGGGAUCAGUUGAACUGGGUUGUUAAUAAUUUAAUACCUCGAUUAUUAGAAAUAACCGAAGGUGUUGGUCUUUCAUUUAAUAAAGUAGUUGGUGCAUUAUGUAAAUUAAUUCAGAGAAUAUGUAAAACAUUUGGUCAGUCAUUUACUCAAAAUAAGAUUAAACCUAAGUUUGAAGAAUUAGUCAAUUUACCGGACAAUUUUUUAGAUCAUCAAGUAAAUUUAGGUCAUACAGCUUUAACAACGUGUAUUAUACCAGUAUAUUCAGCAGGUGUAUUAACAUGUUUUAAUACAGAAAAAGAACGAGAAUAUUUAGGCCAGUUUUUAAAAAAUGUAUUGUUUACAUUAUCAUUUUGUCGAGCACCACUAGAUGGAUUGAAGGCAGCUUUUGUUGAAUUAGGAUCUAACCCAAACAAUCAUGAAUUAUUAUUAGUAGUAUUAUGGGAGGGAGUGGUACAUACUUCACCACUAGUCAGAGCAACAGCAGCUUCUAUGUUUGAGCUUUUAAUCAAAGGUAUUGAUGAUACAUUAAUAUCAACACGUGUAGUACCAGCUUUAGUUACGUUAGCUAAUGAUCCAGAAAUCCCUGUUAGAAUCUCAACUAUACCAUCAGUUGGUGCUAUAUUAGAAAAUAUCACAAAUAGAAGGGUAUUGGAUAGAGUGUAUAUGCAGCUUCAAACAUUUUUUGAUGAUCCUAUGUAUCGUGAUCAACAUGAUAUGCAGGUUGAAUUGAUACGAACUUUAGCUAGAGUAGGUGCUAAUACAGAACCCAAGUUCCGUGAAGAAUUUCUUCUACCAAGACUUGCUGCAAUGGCUCUUGCCAAUAAUAAUACAGCUAAUGAAACAAAGAGAAGAGAUAUUGCUAUGCAGUUAUUUGAAGCGUACAGUGCUAUGUCAUGUUGUUUCAUCAAUGAUCAGUUAAUUGUAGAAGCUAUGUUACCAGGUCUAAGAUGUUUAAAACAAGAUAUGGCUCUUAUAGCAACAGAACAUGAAGAAGUUGUCGUAUCCAUGAUUAAAGAGUAUGAAACUAAGAUGGAUACUAAUAGAAUGGUUGAAAGAAGUGGAAGUAUAUCAUCAGUUAACACAAUGUCCGCAGAAGAUGUGCGCCAGCGCGUCAUGUCAAAAUUUAAAGAUUCUAAUAUUUCUAAUAUAUUUAGUCGUAAAAAGUAAACUUAUAGCUUAAGACAUAAAUAUAUAUAUAUGUGUAUAUAUAUAUUGUUACUAAUAGCUGUAUAUUAACUCAAAAGUACAAAACAAAUUGUUUAACUAUUGAAAGGAAUGAGUAGUGGUAGACUGACUAUGGAUAGGCCUAUAAAAAGUUAAAGAUGCAUUAUGUAAGAAUUAGAUAAAGAACUGACCGUUCUUGCUAUAAUAGUUUAAAGAUCGGUUAAAUUACUUUAUUCUGGCUUAUGUUGUCCAAUACACUCAAUAUCUUUAUCCGAGAUAAUGAUAAGUUACAGUGUAUAUACCAUUUGAAGGUAAAAAAAUGAUACAUAAUGUAUCAUUAAUAAUCUGGAUAAGUCUAAAUUAUUCCUGAUAUCUCAUAGUUGAUCUUGUUAUGUCAACCACAUGCUUUUCAAUUAUAAGAAAACUGUUCAUCGAUCACCUUAACUAAUUAAACAGAUUAAGGUGCAACUCUCAAACAAGAUUUACAAUCAUCUAGUUAUAAAAGUAUUGUGUUUUCAUUAUCAGUUGUUUUAAUGGUAUAAAAUAAUACCUUUACCCAGAUCUAAAUGCAGUAACGCUACUGGAAUAGCUUAACUAUAAGGGUGUAAAAUCGAAUUCUCUUCAACAGAUUUGUCACAGGCGUACAUAUAUAUUUAAGGGCUGUCGAACAAAAUGUGUACCGAAUUGCCCAGAUAUUGUACUGUUUCCUGAAAUAUUUCUGAUUAUUACCCCAAAAUAGCUUAUUUGGCUUGGAAAAAUGGCUUUUGAACUCCAGAUCCCAUCAACAUUAACUUGGAUCAGAAAUUCAGAUCAAUAUUUUUGAUCUCUAACCACUCCACUAUUAUUAAUAUAUAAUUUAUAAGUAUAUAAUUUAUAUAAUAUAUAAAUAUGGAUAAAUUUUGAUUUUUAUACGCCCACAUUGAAAUGUGGUCGUAUUUUGUCGUCGCCCCCGUCCGUCCGUCGGUCCGGCGUCCACAAUUGCUUGUGGACGCUCUAGAGGCUAAAGUUAAUAUCCGAUUGACUUUAAAUUUUUACACAGUGUUUAAGGUCAUGAGACGAAGAAGCCUAUGGAUAAUUACUGCCAGAGUUAUGGCCCUUGAUCGCUUCAAAAAAUCUUGUGGACGCUCUAGAGCUCAGAGUUAAUAUCCGAUUGACUUUAAAUUUAUACACAGUGUUUAAGGUCAUGAGACGAAGAAGCCUAUUGAUUUUCAGCGAUUUCCGAUAAUUACUUCCAGAGUUAUGGCCCUUGAUCAUUUCAAAAAAUCUUAUGGACCCUCUAGAGGUCAAAGUUAAAAUCCGAUUAAUUUUAAAUUUAUACACAGUGUUUAAGGUCAUGAGAUGAAGAGCCUAAUGAUUUUCAGCGAUUUCCGAUAAUUACUGCCAGAGUUAUGGCCCUUGAUCACUUUGAAAAAUCUUGUGGACUAUAGAGGCUAAAGUUAAUAUCCGAUUGAGUUUAAAUUUAUACACAGUGUUUAAGGUCAUGAGACGAAGAAGUUUAUUUCAUUUUCAGAGAUUUUUGAUAAUUACUGCCAGAGUUAUGGCCCUUGAACACUUCAAAAAAUCUUGUAAAUGCUCUAGAGGCUAAAGUUAAUAUCCGAUUGACUUUAAAUUGAUACAGAGUGUUUGAGGUCAUGAGACGAAGAAUCAUAUUAAUUUACAACGAUUUCCGAUAAUUACUGCCAAAGUUAUGGCCCUUGAUCACUUUUAAAAACCUUGUGACCCUCUAGAAGCUAAAGUUAUCAUCCGAUUGACUUCAGAUUCAUACACAGAGUGUAAGGUCUUGAGACAAACAAGUAUAUUGAUUUUCAAUGAAUUUUUAUGACUUGAACAGCUAAAUCCAUGAUGUUAAAAGUUUCCUAUACUAAACGUUAGCAUGGGGCAAAACUUUAUAAAAACCAAACAAAUUCUAUUGGUUUUCUGAUAAUUACUUAAUGAGCUGUUACUCUUUUCAGAUUUUAAUGUAUUAUAAAUGUUUCAUUACCGAAAAAAGUUAAAAUAUGUGACAACUCUUGUUGACUGCCCGGACGAGUUAGCUGCUGUGGGCGUAUGUUUCGUUGCCUGGCAACCUAUCUUUAUGUACUGUACUGGUAUACAGCUUUUUAUGUGCAACCUCUUUUAAUUGAGUGAAAUGUGUCAGAUUAAAAUAAUGUCAUUAUCUUUCUGUAUUAGAAAUGUGAUCUUUUUACAUUGAGCCAAUUUAAAGUGUGGUUUAAUUUGGUUAAGCAAAAAACAAUAAAUUAAAGGGAAAUUUGGUAAACAAACUGAGUUACGCUUAUUCUGCCACUUGAUUGAUAAAGAGGACAGUGAGAGUACCAUCGUUGAAAAGUUGCUAGUAUAAUAAACCAGUAAUUAUUAUCCAUAUACCGUACAUGGUUGUGUUUCUACCAGUAUGAAAAAAAAGGUAUUGUAAAUGUAAUACACAGUUGAUAUAUUAAUGUAUGAUAUAAUAUAUGUAUAUGUACAUAUGUGCAACAUUUGUUAUUACAAGUUAUCACAUUUAUGUAUAAUAAUAUUGUUAUGUAUAAAUAUUUUUAUCAAAUUAUUUUAAUAAGGCGCUUCUUGUGAAGUAAUUAUGUAUGCAAAGUUUGUAUUAUAGUAAGCUUUAUACAGUUUAUAUAUUUCUGAGUCAGCAUAUAUGUAUAUUUUUGUCAAUGAAUAUUUAUUAUAAUAAUGAAGCUGUGUGAAAAAUGGAGAUGUGUAUAUUUAAUAUAGUUUAAUGGCGUGUAGCAUCAUUUAAUAUGAUAGACGGAUGAAAACCCUAAAUGACACACAAACACACCCUGCAAAGUACAGUGUGUUUUUAAUUGUACCAUUUAUGAAAACUUCUGUACCUUUCCCUCUCUACAUGGGUUAUUAAAAAAUUACCAUUUAUUGUACGAAAAUAUUUAUGGAUUAAGCAAGAAGGCUUAGUCAUUUUUGUUAUAAUUGAAUUUAACAAUAAUAAGGUCUGAAAUAUGCUCUUUACACAAGAAAAAAAAACUUAGGUUAGAUUAGAUGCCAUCUUCCAAUCAAUAUUCAUGGAUCAAAAAUUUUUAUUCUUCAGUAAUUUACUAGUAAUUUACUGACAUUCUAAGACCAGAAUUCGAAAAGAUGAUGUCAUAAAAUCAGUAGAAAGUAAUGACAACAUUGGAUCUACAUGACUUACCGGUAUAUUAGUAUGAAUCAGUUUUAAUAAUCUUUGGACCAGUAUGCUUUUUGUUAAGAUUAACUUUUGAUGUGUAGAAACUGAAAAUCUAUAUUUGCCUUUUAGUUUGGAAUAUUGUGCCUUUAAUAUAUUCAUGGUAUUGACUAAUGUAUCAAGUAAAAUCUAUUUAAGCCAUUCUAAAUUAGAUUAUAUCUGACCAUGUUCUAAAUUAGAUAAUCAGAUCAUGUUCUAAAUUAGGUUCUCUGAUCAUGUUCUAAAUUAGAUUAUCUGAUUAUGUUCUAAAUAAGAUUAUCUGAUUAUGUUCUAAACUAGAUUCUCAGAUCAAGUUCUAAUUAGAUUUUCAUAUCAAGUUCUAAUUAGAUUUUCAUACCAUGUUCUAAAUUGGAUUCUCAUAUCAUGUUCUAAAUUAGUUUCUCUGAUCAUGUUCUUUAAAAUUUGAGACAAAUAUGAUAAGAACAAUUUGUAUUUAUUUUGUUUGUUUAAAGCUGGUAUAGAAAUGGGAUUAUGGACAUCUAGUUAUUUUAAGGAGUUGUUUGGCCAUAUUUUUAAAGGUUUUUUUUAUGGUACAGCUAUAUAUCUUUUAAAGGGUUUUGUCUUGUAUGGUUUUGCUUGUAGGAUAUUUUGUUUUUCUGUUGAGAUGUAGAUAACUAAUUUAUAUGUGAAAUUAAUAAUAUUGUAGGUCUUCCUCAAAAAUAGAUAAAAAAAAAAUCUACUUGGCAGAUGGUUCGUAGCUAGAGAGAACUACAGUAUGACCAUAUUCAACAUGCUGCAUUUGAUCACCAAGAUUUGUAGUUAUGUAAGCAAACUAGACACAUGCUAAAAAAAUAACCACCAUAAUCAAUGAGAAUAAUCAAUUGAAACAGAUUUCAGUGCUUUGUUUUUUUCAUUCUGAAUGUAUAUGUAGGAAACCUUUGAUCCUUUGGUAAUCACUGGGCAUGUAUAAUUCAGUGGGGGUCAAAUUAUAAAUGGCACAUCUUUAUGAAUGAGUUAAUUGAUGCAAAGUAUAUUUUCCAGUUAAAUAUAUGCCCUUUUGACUUUUACUGCCCCUUACCUCCUUUUCGAUCAUCAAUAACUAACGCCACCCCCCCCCCCUUUUUUGUUCACAGAAAUAUGGUAAAGGUUUAUUAUUGUAAAAGAGCUAGUUGUCAGUGUAAAACCUAUAAAUUUGAAGGGGGUACACAGACAGUAUAAAGAUGAUGUUCCAAAAAUCUUUAGUAAUCUUAUACACCUUCGCCCAUGUUGGUUAAUUUCCGUUGAUCUCUAAAGGUUCUUCUCUAGGUUUAUUAAUUCCAUUUAGGGUGUACAGUGUCUUUAUUCUACAUAAUUAAUAUUAUUCAGAAAACAAACCAUGAAUUUAUAUUCACCCGGGUAUAAAACCCUAAAAAUAUGUGGGCCAAAUGAGACUGUAAACAAUGUAAUGACAGGUGAAAGUAAAUAGUUUAUAGAAGACCUAUGUACAUUAGAUCAGGUAAAUCCAGCUAUUUGUGAUGUUACAACAAUCUGAUUGUUUUACAGAUGGGAUUCUUAUUUGUUGCUCUUUGAUUUUUUUUAUUAUUCAAUCAUGUUCUUUUUACUAUAGAUUUUUAGUCUAUAAUAGAUUUUGUGUUUGUAUGUGCAAUGUAUAAAUAAUGACUGAAAUGAAAUUUAUUUAGUGGAUUUAUAUACUGGCACAUUUUAUUUAGUGCCGCCACCACUGUUAACAAAUCUUGUUAGCGUCUUGGAGGCUUCAGUUGUGAUCCAGUCCUUGUUGUUUAACUCAUUCCCAUAGGUGUUUUCUAUAGGAUAUCAAUUUAUUCAAACUAAAAUAAGAUAUUUGUGGUCAUGGUGAAGCACAUACAAUACAAACUCGACUGGAUAUUUGAUAUACCACAUUUGAAACACCUACAUAUAUUACUGAUUAGCGAAGCCUUUGUUUUAGCACCAAUAAUAACUAUUGACUUAUUCAACCUGAAAUUUUAAUUACCUUUUGCAUAGAUUAAUACGUAGUGACAACAUAUGGUUGUAAAGGGAAUAAUUCCAUUGUUGUGCAAUGAAAUAAUAUCGACAUAAUAAAUGUACAAUUAAAUUAAUAUGCAUAUCUUAACUUAAUCCCAUUAUUUAUUUCAUUUUUUUAAUACAUUCCUACAAUACAAUUGAUAUAAUCUUUCAUUUUGUUUUAACUGAUAAAUAUUAAUUCUCCAUGAAA
This is a messenger RNA of Patella vulgata (common limpet), 8833 nucleotides long. Its product is annotated as RAB11-binding protein RELCH homolog. Gene Ontology annotation, molecular function: protein binding. NCBI's taxonomy places the organism in Eukaryota, Metazoa, Mollusca, Gastropoda, Patellidae. The record is from RefSeq and is a predicted model, not a curated record. Bases 9 to 3506 code for a protein of 1165 amino acids. Gene Ontology annotation, biological process: intracellular cholesterol transport. The transcript is spliced from 27 exons. Gene Ontology annotation, cellular component: trans-Golgi network; recycling endosome.